UCAAGAUGGCUGCUACGAGGUGCUGUGGGGAGAGGUGGAAGUUUUUUUAACAUGGCCGCGAUAGGUAUUAAAAUAAAAAUACACCCCAACUGUCAGUUUUUACAAUCACCUCAUGAAUCAGCGUGAUCGGGCCUAGUGAGCACCAUGUGGAGGUGGUAUUCAGGAGAUGAGUCUGGCCCUGCUCAUCAGGGCCAAGACUCCCAAGAUAGAAUAACUAAUCAAUCAAUGGCUGAUGUUGCUGAACAGCUUGCCCAGACUGAACAGUUAGUGGUACAUCUGAAGGAACUUAUACGAGAGAAGGAUAAUGCUCUCCAUACCAAAGACCAAGAAUUCAAGAGUGAAAAAGAAUCAUUUGAAGCCAAAAUUUCCAAAUUAAAAUUGCAGCAUAAGGCAAAGGUUACAUCACUAAAUUCUCAGUUAGAGGAAAUGAAGAAACAGUUAACACCAUCAGAAUCCAGAGAAAUGGGAUCAGAAGUUAAAAAGUCUGUUGGUGAUUCAGAUCAUGACCAUGCCGCAGCCAAACGAGGGAAAAUUCUGUUACUUAAGAAGAAAGUAGAGGAUCUGGAACUGCAGCUUUCCCAGAAAGAGACAGAGUUAAAAAACAAGGCUGAAGAGCUGGUGGCUCAGAGACUCCGUGGGGAAGAAAUGGAUGCAUUGUUAGCUGAGAAAGAUAAGAAAUUGUCUGAAAAAGAGGCCUAUAUUGUCGAACUUCACAUGGCAUCAGUAACAGACAACACCUCUAGAGCAUUACAUGCUACAUCACAAGAUUUAUCACAGGUUCAGCUGAGUCAGCAGUCUUCCACAACUCCACAGGAUUUGGAGUUAAUUGUCAAAAACCUUACAAAGAAAGUGGAAGAAAGUGAGGAGAAGUGCAGCUUUCUUGAAGAGCAAAAUAAAAGCCUUCUGGAUCAGAUUAAUACUGAAAAAAAGCAAUUUGAUGACAAGGAAAAUAUGUACAAACAAAAUAUUCAGACUUUUAAAGAUAUUAUUCUUGAAAAAGACAGCCAUUUUGCUGAACAAAUACGAAUACAUGAACAAGAGCUGUUCAAACUGGCUUCAAAAUCUGAUGCAAGUGCUGAUCUUGAACAGUUGCUUAAAGUUCUUAAACAAAAACUUCAUGAAAAGGAAGAGGUCUUACUUGGAAGAACUCAAGUUGUAGAUGUACUACAGAAAGAAGUGGAUGCCAGGGAUAAUCAGAUAAAAGAACUUAAUGAAAAAAUGAGGAGGCUUCAACUGGAAAAGGACAACAUGCAAUCCAAAUUAGAUGCCGAAAAGCAUAUAAUGAGAGCCCAAAUAAGAGACCUUAUGGGAAAACAUGAAAAUGAAGUUAAAGUUAUUAGAGAAAAGUUUGAAACUGAACUGUCUGAAAAAAAUAUAGCGUAUAUGCUGCUACAGGAGCAAAUUUUAGAAAAUGGGAACCAAUCCAAAUCAUCAGAAGUGGAGAAAGGGUUUACAGUUGAUGGUGAUUAUGCUCAAAGAAUUGUAGAACUGGAAGCACAAGCAAAAGCAAAAACAGAAGAGGCUAGCAAAUCUGAAGCAAAAUACCUGAAAAUGAAAGCCUGGUCUAAAUCCAAAAUUAAACAGCUGGAGGACGAACUCAGAAAAGCACAGUCUGGUUCAGCCAGUCUAGAUAUAAUUGCUUUGAGAAAUAAGAUUACAGAACUGGAAGAGGAAAGAGAUGAGGUUCAAGAAAAACUGGAUCAGUAUCACGCACUGAAACGACAAAAUGAUGAACUAAUGGCUAAACUUGAGCUUUAUGAAGAACAACAGAGAAAGCUACAAGCAGACUUGGAGCAAGUUACUAAAAGGGCUGCCUCUCAGACAAGUGAAUCUGGCAGUGCAGAUGAACUGCAAAGUCAGGUUUUAGAAUGGCAGGAAAUGAUAUCUGAGGCAGAAGCAGCACGGGAUCAAGCAAGAGAGGAGAAAUCAGUAAUGGUCUUAAGGAUGACACAAAUUGAAGAAGAAAGAGAAGGACUGAUUGAGGAUGACUGGUUCUUUCCUGGCUGCUCCGAUCCAGCCUUAGUCACUCGGCAGCAGGAGCUGGAGGAGGAACUGGCGCAAGCUCAAGGGCUGCAACAGCAGAGAAGAGGACACAAGCAGGCUGGAAGCAGCACUCCUAAUCAUCAGGAUGAUUUUGAAUUUGAUGGGAAGCAGUGUUAUGAAAAUCCCAACAUUACUUUGGAAAGCAAUGAUUCUGCAGAUGGGGAAAACAUGGGAGGUUGGUGGCCUGAGUACACUUCUCCCCAUACAGGACUCAGGUCUGUUGUAGAAGAACUGGAAUUGGAGAGAAACCAGCUUCAGGAGCAGAUACUGGUACUUGAGGAAAGAUGUCAAAAUCUGGAAGACAGGCUUCAGCUCCAAGCAAGAAUCGAGUCAUUACAGGUGACGUUUGAUGUAGAUGAAGAAAGACAACAAUUCAGGGUUACUCAGAGCGAAACAGAACGACUUCAAAGCCAACUGGCAAAUGUAAGGAGUCAGCAAACAAGAGAUGCUGAGAAACAUCACAUGCUUGUUUCUAAUCUUAAUGAACAGCUUAAAGGGAUUAAUGAAAAAAAUGAUAUUCUUGAAAUGUCACUGACUGAGAAAGUGCAGAUGUUAUUUCAAACAUCUGCAAAGUUGGAAGAAACUGAAAAUCUCAGAGAUGCUUUGAAAGAGAGAGAAAUUUAUACCAAAGAACUCGGUGAAAAACUUGGGCAGAGUGAACUAAAUCUAUCAGAAAUGACAAAGAAGUGCAACACUCUUGAAUCAAAAUGCUCAGAACUAACAGCUUUAAACACAGAUCUUUUGCAGAAAUUGACAUCCCUGAAAGAAAAGAGUCAGAAACAGGAAGUUGUUUUAGAAGAACUUCAGCAAGACCUUGAUCAGACUAAUGAAGAACUAGAUAAACUAAACACAACCCAUUUGGAAGAGCGGUCUCAACUUAUUCAUGACCUUCAAAGCUGUGAAAGAGAAAUUGAUAACCUUAAAGAUGUGGUUUCUGAGAAAGAAAAGGAAAUUGUGUCUCUGACUGCAAACAUGAGUGAGUACUCUGAGCAGGUUCUACAGCUGAAACAACAAAUCAGAUACAAAGAGGAGGAGAUUGGAGAAAUGGAAACGGCUUUGAAUAAUGCAGAGAGGCAAGCGCAGAUCAUCAAAGAGACACAGUCUUUAGAUGAACAAACAGUGAAUUCCAAACUCUCUGCACUUUUGGAACAAUUGCAAAAGAUGGAAACUGAUUUGAAUGAAACCAGAACUCUAAAAGAGGGUAAAUGUAUAGAGGUGGAAGAACUAUUAAAACAAGCUCGUGAUAAUAAUGAAAUUAUACAAAACCUUCGAACUGAAAUUCAGAAGUUAAAUGGACUUCACAGUGGCCAUAUUGUAGAGUGUGAGGCUCAGAUAGCUUCUUUAAAGGAGCAAAUUACUUUAUACUCUAAAAGGAUACAGGAUAAAGAUGACCAACAUCAGAGUGAAGCUGAAAGCUUGAGAAGUCGUCUGGAAGAAGCAAGUAAUGCUUACAAAAGUGUUGGAAGUCAACUUGAGGAAAAGAAGGAAAUGGUGAGCAAUUUGGAAGUUGAGCUUAAAACAUAUAAGGAUAAAUGCAACCAGCUAACAUCUGAUCUACUGCAGAAAGAAGAAGAACUUAAAAGUAUAACUCAGCAACUUGCCAACCAAUUAGACAAUGAAAAUAAAAUUAGGGUUUCUAUCAACGAUGAGCUGCAAACUAUACAUGGGAACAGAUUAAAAGAAGUAGAAAGAGACGCUGAAGAAAAAAACAACAAACUCAAUCAAGAACUUCAAAGCAAGGAUGUGGCUUAUAAGUUGCUCCAGGAAGAUGUUUCUCGGCUGAAUACAGAAUUAAGCGCUCUUAAGAAUGAGAGAGAGCAUUUGCAGGCCAUCGCAGAGCAGAAAGAGGUUGAAAUUUUAGAACAGGCUAAACUUGUGAAUGAAAUUAAUGAGAGAGUUGCCAGCAUUCUUGAAGACAAAGCAAAUGGGCAGAAUCAACUAAAGGAAGCUUUAAGUGAAAAUGAAAAAUAUAAAAAUGAAGCCAUGGAAUGCAGGACUUUAAACAUGAGCCAGAGUUGCCUCAUCCAAGAAAUGCAAGUCAAGAUGAAUUCAAAUGUGUCUCAGUUAUUUGAAUAUGAACAAAUUAUUGCAGGAUUGCAGAAAGAAAAAGAGGCUUUAGACCUAAGGGUGUCUGAUCUUUCUUUCUUGUGGAGCAAAAUGAAAAAAAUGUUGGGGAAAAAACAAAUGAAUGUGUUCAUCUUUCAAAGCUGCUUUCAGAUAGUCAGGAAAAGACAAAAAAUCUUGAAGAUCAUCUGCAGAGACACUGAAUUGAUGGCUCAGGAUCAAAACAAAGCCUUACAGUCAGGUUUGGUUGAAAAUGAUUUGGCUCUUCAAGACAAAGCUUUAGAAUGUGAUACUUUACAGAAGCAUUUAAAUGAUCAAAAGGAAAUUGCUUUGAAAUUGCAAAAUGAGGCAGAGAAUCUGAAGAAUGAAAUCAAAAGGCUUGAGGAACAAGCUCAAGAAGAAGCAGCUGCUCUUAGACAUAAAUCGGAAGAGUGUAACAAGUUGUGGGAUCAGAUAACAAAGAAAAGUGAAACUGUUACUUUACUUAAUCAGCAAAUAGAUGUAAUGAAUGAAAAUACGGACAAACUGAAAACUGAGAAUGAUGAGCUUAAAGUGACGGUGAAUAAAUAUAUGUCAGACAUCACUAAAUUAGACGAACAGCUAAAAGUAAGCCAGGCUAAAUGUUCUGAUCUUCAGAUGGUUAUGCAGACGCUAAGAACAGAAAAUGAUAAGCUUAAAAUGGAUGUGCAAGAUAUGGCUUUAACAUUUUCCCAAAAGGAAAGGGAACUUAAUGCACUCAAUGCGGAAAUCUCUAAACAAGAGGAUAAUUUAGCUUUAUUGAAAAAACAGUUGGCAGAAGUUAGUUUUGAGAAAGAAACUUUAUUAAAGGCUGUGCAAGAGAAAGAAGAAUGCUUAUCUCAAAAAGAAAUGUUUAUUAAGCAGAUAGAGACUACAUCAGUAGAAGAAAAAAAACAGUUCUCUGAAAAUAUGGAAGUUGCUGUUCAGCUCCAGGCUCAAGUAUGUGAAAAAGAACAAACUUUGCAAGAGCACAUGCAGACAAUAGCCCGCCAAGAAAAAGAAAUUAAACUUCUGCAAGAUAAAACAGAGGAAUGCAAUGUUCUCAGGUCAGAAAUGAGUGUAAACAUGGAAAUGAUAUCCAGCCUCCAAGGUCAGUCAAUAAAUAUGGCUGAAAAUAUAAAGCAGUUAGAAAGUAUUAUAACAGAAAAGGAUUCCCUUUUAAAACAAAAAGUUGAUAGCUACAUUAGUUUAAAAGCUCAGUUUUCCGAUCUGGAAGAUUUGGUGGCGCAACUUAGACAGCAAGUAGACAGUGUUACAGCAGAACUGGGAACACUCAGAAAAACAAGUGAGGAUAAGGAAUUAAGUCUAGUUCAAGAUAAAGAAACUGCUAAGCUUCAAAUUGAGGAUCUAAAUUCAAAACUCCGAGAUAAAGGACUGGAAUGUGAUAGUCUUAAGGAACAGCUUUCAAAUGCACAAGAGGCUACAUCAAAACUAGCUGAGAAGCUGGAAAUCCAGAGUCUUGAAUUAAGUAGCUUUAAAGAGUUAGUCACGGAGAAGGAAAUUUCUCUUUCGGAGCAGACAAGGAUGGUACAAUUUCUUAAAGAAAAGGAAGAGGAAGCAACAUUGUUUAAAUCUCAGCUGGUGCAGAGCACAGAGUCCUUAGCUGAUUUACAAAACCAGUUAGAAAAGCAAAUCUGUGACUCACAGAGGAUGACAGAUUUAUUAAGUGAAAAGCAAAGGUCCCUGUUGGAACUACAGGAACAAUAUGCAUUGCAAUCUAAACAACUUCAGGAUAUUAGCACGUCUCUUUUACACAAGACUGAAGAAGUUUCUGCCCUGGACAGUUUAAUUUUCCAGAAGGACAACAUUAUCAAAACAGCUGAAAAUGAAUCCAGUGCUCUAAAAAACGAAAUUAGUUGCCUCAGAGCUGAGCUAGAGAGUAGUUCUGCUGCAUAUUCAAAUCUUCUUCAAGAAAAAGAUGCUGUGAGUUCUUCAAAUCAAACAAAGUGUAAUGCUUUGGUUGCAGAAAUUGAAGCACUGAAAACAGAUCUUCAACAAAAUGGUGCACAAAUUAAUUUAUUAACUCAGGUUGUGGAGCAAAAAGAACAUGAUAUAACUUUCCUUAGUAAUAAAUGUACAGAGCACUGUGAACAGCUAGACCACCAAAACACACAAAUUAAGAGUUUAAAUGAAAGCAGUGCUAAUCUGAAACAGCAACUGGAGUUAGCAAUCAAUAAAAACACCCUUUUUCAGCAGGAAGUAAACAAGUUGGCUGCAGAUAGAGCAGAUUUGGAGACUCAAUUCAAGAACCAGAUAAGAGAAAUGGAAGAUAAGUUUCAGAUUUUAAGUGCAAAAAAGGAAGAUUUGAUGAAAGAAGUAGAGUCACAGCAGAAGAUUGUACACCAAGAGCUUCAAAAGCAGGUUAGUGUAAAAGAUGAAGAAAUUGCAGAGCUGAAAUUAGAAAUCCAAAAAGUAGAACAUACCCUAGUGGAUUCUGAGAAAGAAUGGUUAGCUGACCUAGAUAGAGAAAAUCAUCGCUAUUGCAUACUAGCUGAGCAAUUGAGAACAGCAGAAAAUGAAAUGAAAGUGAAAGAUGUUAAAAUACAAGCCCUUCAGAAAGAUCUAGAUGAAUUGCUUGAAAAAGAUGUUGAGCUGUCCUCUUCGCUGAAGGUUAAAAUAGAUCAGCUAGCUGAAAGUAAUGUGAGCAAUUUGAAUCUUAGUCAACAGAUUGCUCAUUGCCAAAACACAAUAGAUACAAUGGUUGCAGACAUUAAGAAGAAAGAUGAACAAUAUGCAGAAAUCGAGCAGGUUCUCUCUGAGAGGGAAAAGGAAGUUGAGAAAUUAAAGGCAGAGAAGGUAUUAAGCCAGCAAGACCUUUCUGAAGUUAGUCAAUCUUUGUCAAACAAAUUGUUAGUAUUAGAAGAAGAAAGAUUUUCUCUGCAAGCAGAAAUUAAGCAGCUAAAGAGCCAGCUUCUUACUGAAAAGGAAUCUUUGAUAGAAGAACUGGAUAAAAAUAAUCUGUUAUUGAAGAGUAAGUUGUCAGAGUUGUUGGAUAGAGAAAGAGAUGUGCAGGAUGCAAGGCAUCAAGUCUCACUGAUGCAGGAGCAGUUAAACAAUGCUCAAGAAGAAAUAAAAAUUUCCCAUGAAAACCUUAACAUUACAGUUAAAGAAAAAACACAGUUAGCUUUGGAAAUUCAGAAAAAAGAGGAGCAAAUUCAGUCUCAAACUAUGCAAUUAAAUCAACAAAAAGAACUGCUGUCUUCACUUAGUAUUCAGCUAAGAGAAAAAGAUUUCUCAGUUGCCCAACUCAUGGAGUCCAUAUCCAAUGAAGUUAUUAAACAUACUGAAGAAAAAACACAGUUAACUGCAAAACUGCAAGACCUUGAAAAGAAAUAUUUCGGCCCCACCCAAGAACUUCAGAGCCUUUAUGAACAACACAAAGAACUGGAGAAGCGUUUGUCAACUUAUGAAGCACUUAUUGAGUCACAUAAUGCAGAAAAGAAAGACCUACUUGAUGAAAAGGAGGAAUUGCACAGUCGGUGUGAAGCUCUUGUCAAGGAAAGAGAUACAAUGAAAAAGAAACUUCAGGCUGCUUUGUUGGCUAGGAAAGAAUUGUUAAAGAAGAUGGGUGACAUAGAGAGCAAAAGCCAGGCUGAUUUUAAUAAACUUAAAGAAUGUGAAGACGUGCAAAGUUCAUUCCAUGAGAUAUCCUCCAAGACAUUACAGACUCAGAGCAUUUUUAAGGAACAUGAAUCUCAAAUUGCACAUUUAAAACAGCAGCUUAUUGAAAAGGAGAGAGAUGUCACUGAAUUAUCCCAAGCCAUAAUUGACAAACAGUCAUGUGUUAAUCUGCUAGAAAAGGAACUGCAUGAUCUCAAAAGUCAGAUGUUUGAAAGUGAGUCUCAGCUUGAUCACUCUUUUCAUAUAGCAAAGGAAAAAUAUGCAGUUAUUGAGAAUGUCAAGAUCACUCUAAAAGAAAAUGAGGCUGGGUUUGAAAAGGAGUCUUCUGAGCACAUAACAGAACAUGCAUACGUCCAGAUCGAUGUGAAGAAAGAGGAGAUCCAAAAAGAAGAAAUGUCUGCUGCUGUUAUAAAGAAAUCUGAAAAUGAGGCAUCUGGAAGUAAAACUUUACUUGAGAAAGAAAAAGAGGUUUUGGAAAAGAAGCUUCAUGCUGCUCUCUUAGCUAGACGGGAAACUUUGAAGAAAAGUCAGGAGAAGGAUAAGAAGCAUAAACAGGAGCUAACCCAGCUGCAAGAAACUAUUAAGAGACUUGAAUUACAACAUUCAGAGAAGACUGAAGAGCUGCAAAAAGCCAAAGAUGAACUUAGCUCUAUGCACCAAGACUAUAAUUGUAAGAUUAAAGAAUUUGAAAGCAACAGAGGUAUCAUAGAAGGCUUGCAGAGACAGCUGAACUCUAUUACUGUUCUGCUUGAAGACAAGGAGAAGACUUUACAAGAUUUGAAAGACCAAUUAAAAGAACAAGAGAAUAAAAUGCUGAGUGCUUUGCAACAGCAAGAUGAAGUGGAAUUUCUCCAAAAUGAAAUCACUACUUUAACCUGUACCAUCGCAGAUAAAGAUAAAUCACUCAAAACACUUGAAAAUAAUUGCAAAGACCUUGGCUUAGAGCUAAAAGAGGUCAAGUCAAAGUUAAACACUGCCAGUCUAAGUCUUUCCCAGAAAGAUGAACAACUGAAAAAUCUGCAAAGUGUUAUUGACAGUACCCAACAGGAGCACACACUGGAAGAGCAAGCACUUCUUGAUAAGUGCGCUGAAUUGCAAACACAGCUAAGAAAAGCACAAGAUGUAACUGAAGGCUUGAAAAUUGAGCUCACUAGCACAAACAGAGAUAAUGACACACGGUUGGAAACUUUAAGAUCUAGCAAUGACAUGCUGUUAAAAGAAAAUGAGGAGUUGAGGGGACAGCUUUCUGAAGCACAAUCUCUAAUUGCCGAUUUCAAAGAGGAGACCCUUUGUUUAAAAGCCUCUCUUUUGGAUGUGCAGUGCCAGUUUAAUAAAGAAAAAGAAGAUUUACAAUUUCAAGCAGAGAAGCUUGAAGGUGUUUGGCAGCAGUGUAAAACAGAGGCUGAGAGUAUGAAAUUACAACUUGAAAGCGAACAGAAAGAAAAAGAGGCUGCAUUGGGUCAGUUGGAGAGCUCUAGAACAGAACUUUGUAUGCUGGAAGAAAGAGUGAACCACCUGGAGAAGGUAAAAGCAGACUUAAAUAAAAUGAUAAAUUCCCUACAGGAAGAAGCAGCUAAAUACCACCAGGAUUCUGUACAAAACUUGCAUAUUGAGAAAGUUAAGUUGCUGCAGUCAGAAGUUGAUAGACUUGAGGUAGAACUCAAAGAAAAAGAGAUGGCUGUAAUAUCUUUGAAAGAAACCAUCACACAAAAGGAAGCACUAGAGAUGCAAAUGAAAUUUGAAUUUUCUAUCCAUGAAGAAGAAAAAGGAAGAUUGAAGAGAGAAGUUAAUGAACUGCAACAGAAUUCAGCUAAGUCAACUCAUACUGUUAAAACUGAAGAGCAAGAAAUUGCAAGCAAAAUGAAUGAGCAAAUCACUAGAAAACUUCAAGCUGCUUUAAUAUCCCGAAAAGAGUUGCUGAAGGAGAACAAGAUUCUUAAAGAUCAAAAUCAGGCAUUAUUGUCAGAAAAAGAACAGGUGUUAAGUACAUUGUCUAGUCUUCAGGAGUCUGCUGUUGAUAUGGAUAAAAAACUGAAAGACUUGAUGUUGGUGGAGGUCUCCCUGACUAAUGAAAAAGAAAGAUUGAAGGCAGAAAUGGUCAAAAUCCUUAGUGAAAAUCACAGUCUAAAUGCUGCAUGUGAAAGUCUUAAAUAUACAAUUGAAAAUAUAACCCAGCAGAAGCAGGCUUUUUCAUGCCAAUUGGAAUCCUUAAAAGAUUCUCAAGCUCUUGAAUUAUCAGAGUGGAAGACCAAACAUACAGAGUUGAAACAAGAAUAUGAAUCUCUGCUACAAGCCUAUGAAAACAUCAGUAGUGAAAUGGGUAAGAUGAGUCAAAUGGCUGAAGCUGCCAGAAAGGAGAAACAAGAGAUGAUGACAAACAUGUACAAAGUGGAUAUGGAGAAUGAGGCCUUGGAAAUGAGACUUAAGCAGGCUAAUGAAGAAAAAGAAAAGUUAAACAAAGAACUAAGGAAUCUUUCUGACUUAAACCAACAACGCAUCUGUGAUUUGGAAGAAGGUAAUGAGAGACUUAAAAAAGAGCAACUAGAAAUAGUUAAAAGCCAGCAAUGUUCUAUAGAGCAGCUUGGCCUUGAAAAUUCAAAAUUGAAAGAAGACCUUAAUGUAUUAAAAGACAACUGCAGGAUGCUUGAUUUAAAAGUGCAACAGCUUACUACAGAAACUAAUACAUCACUUAGAGCAUUGGAAAGUCUUAAAUCUGAAAAGAACCAAAGUGAAGACGACUUACAGAGUAGACUAUGUGAGGCAAUUCAGUCAAAAGAUUUGUUAAAUGCAGAAAUUCAAUCCCAGAAAAAUGAGAUUGCAGCCCAAGCUAAAACAAUUGAAGGUUUGGAGAAUGAAAAGAACAUUCUUUCAAAUAAAUAUACUGAAUUAGAAACAAACUAUAAGGAAGAAAUAGGAAAAAAAGUGAAGUGUGUUGAACAGCUGCAAUGUAACAUCAAUAGCAGUCAGCAGGAGGCCAUUAACCUCAAUGAGAAGGUAAAGAUUUUAGAGGAUGAUAAAAUACUGUUACAGGAGGAACUUGAAAAUUUGCAGGAAAUGUACCAUAAAGUAAAAACUAAGAAUGAUUUUUUGGAAACAAAUUUGCAUGAAAACUCUGAAAAGAUUUACCAGUUUCAUGAUAUAGUCAGUAAACUGGAAAGUCAAAACAAAUUCCUUUCCAGUCAGUUAAGUGAGGUUAAGGAAGAAAAGUGCAAUGUAAUUAGAGAGAAAGAUGAAGAGCAAGUAAAACUCAUGAAAGUGUUUGAAAAUAAACUCAAGGCGGCUCAGAGAGGAAGUGAAGACACGAAAAAUGUGACUAGGGACCUCCAAGAGCUUCUACGAGAAAAACAUCAGGAACUAAACCAACUGCAAAAAGACUGCAUAAAAUAUCAGGAAUUGAUACUAGAUUUGGAAAGGUCUGUUAAAAUAUCUCAGUCUGAACGUAACACAAUGGAAAAUGAACUAACGAUGAAGACUGAAAAGGUUUCAGAGAUAAAGAAAGAAAUUGUUUCAUUUAAAGAAUUAUUGUACCAAAGCAAAAAAGAUUAUGAAAAAGUUGAAGCUGAAAAUUCAAGAUUGAAAGACAUGCUUGAACAGAAAAGUCUGGAGGCAGAACAACAGUUCAGCAACAGACAGAGGGAGCUAGAAAAGGUCAUAGAAGAACAAAAGGUUGGUUAUGAAAGAGAAAAGCAGAUUAACAAAGACCGUGAGAAGGAGAUGAGCAAGGCUAAAGAGGACAUUUCUAAAUUAAAAAGAGAUAGUGAAGAUAAAACUAUUAUCAUUAAGAAACUUGAAAGUGAAUUGGCAAAGACUAUAGCCAAUCUAGCUGCUGUUUCUCAGAGUUGGACCACUUUUCAAAGUGGUGAAGGCAAAGCAGAGGACCUUAAGCAGUGGGAGAUUAAAUUUCAAAAAGUAAUUCAAGACAAAGAUAAACAGCUGCUAGAUCUUACAAACACUGUGCAAAAGCUAAGAGACAGUACUCAAUUGAAAGAUGCUCAGAUUAAGGAAAUGAGAAAUAACUUCACAGAUCUGGAAGCUACCAGCAGUGCACCAGAUAGCAAGUAUAAAGCAUCAUCUGCCGGACUUAAACAACUAGCUGAAGAGUUGAAAAAGAACUUGGAAAAAGAAAAAUCCCUUAAUGAAAAACUAGAAAAAGCGAAGAAUUUAAUAGCUCAACAGCUUGCUCAGAGUGAACACAAAAUAGCUAAUUUGGAGGCAAAUCUUCAAAUGAUGGAAAAUAAGUUUUUUGACAGUGAAGCUAACCUCCAAAAACUGCAUGCACAAAGUGAUAGAUUACAAAUAGACCUUGAAAAGCAUCAAGGCAUUAGUUUACAGCUAAGAUCACUGCUUGGGAACAAAGAUGCAGAAAUCUCCAUGCUACUUUCCUCACGAAAUGUGGAGUUAUCUGGUUAUUUAGAGCAAAUACAGAAUCAUCAUAGAUUGCAGGUUGUGACUUACGAGGAAAGGCUCAAAAGAUUGUACGAUGAGAAGGAACAGAGACAAGAAGAAUUUAGAGAUCUGGAGAACAAAUUAAAAAGCCUUCAAAUAAAGGCAGAGAAAUCAGUACAGGAGAAAGAUCAAAUGGCUGUAAAUGUGGAAAGUUUAAAGAAUGCAAUGAUGUCAUUACAGAAUGACAGAGACUGCAUUUUAUCAGAGUACAAGAAGUUGAAGGAGCAGUAUGAGCUUGUUUCUGUUGACAGUAGAAGUUUAAUUGAAGAGGAAGCAAUUGAAAAUGCACAGAUGAAAAGAAAAAUAAACUCUCUUCUUCAUGAUAUGGAUGAUCUCCAUUCAGAAAAUGCCAUGCUUAAAGCACAUCUGAUAAGGUACAGAGAAGACCUUAACCAGGUGUUAUCACUAAAGGACAACCAGCUAAAAGAGCUUUUACAGAAACAGCUGGACUCUAUAAAAAACCUAGAAAAUGAGAAGUCAUUUCUGGGAAAGCGGCAACAGGAUGUCCAGCAGGAACUUCAGCAAACAGUUGAAAGUGUGAAUAAAUUAAAGAUGGAGAAUGAAAAAUUAAAAUCUCAGGUGCAGGACCUUCAGGGAAUUAUUUCAACUAUGCAGCAAGAGAAAUCUGAUAUGAAGGAGGCCAAAAUGAUUAUUGACCUGCAGGAAGAAGUUUCUGCUAAAACAACAGAAUGCAAGCGCCUAAAAGAAGAAAUGAAUAUCAAUAUGUCAACCAUUAGACAGCUAGAAAAUGACAUUGUCCAAAUUGAGAAGGAAACUGACAAGAAAAUAGCUGAGUGUGAAGCAGACUGUAUUAACAAGAUUGCUGCUUUUGAACGGGAUGUGGAGGUUUUAAGGAAAAGGAUGGAAACAGCCGAGGCCAGAGUUGUAGAUCUGGCAAAUGAUUUGGCACAGACCGAAGAGACUCUUGCACAGUGCAAAACUGAAAACAAGCUGCUUAAAUCACAAAAUGAAGCUUUUGGAAAAGCAAUGGGGGCUUUACAGAAUGACAGAGACAGACUCAUUGAAGAUUUCAAAAUUUUGCAAGCCAAGUAUGAUGAGGAACUUAAAUUGGCAUUAGCAAAUGUAAGCAAACAAGAAUUUAACAACAAAGAUCUGACAUCUCAGGUUAGAGGUUUAGAAAAGGAAAAUGCUGCUUUAAAUCUGAAGCUUUCUGCAUUUGAAAAUAAAAGUACAAACAGCCAGCUGAUAAGCCAAAUUGGGGACCUGUGCAAAUCAGCUGCAGACAAGGAUAAUGAAAUCCAAAUACUUGUAUCUCAAAAUGAGUCUCUUAACCGGCAAAUAUUGGCCUUUUCUAAAUCAAUGGCCAGUUUGCAGCAUGAUAGAGAAAGACUGCUACAGGAACUUGAUGACUUAAAAAAAGAUUGUGAAUCUAGAAAAGAGGAAACUGUGGCACGUGUAUCUGUGGAAAGUUUUACACAACCAAAAGCCCUUGGUUCAAGUUUUUCUGAAAUCACAGAGAAGGAAAUGUUGGUGUCUUUUGGACAAGGAUUUGGAGUAACAGAUUCGACAUCUCUGAAAAACAAAGUUGAAGAACUUCAGGCAUUGCUGCAGCAAGAAAAAAGACUCCGGCAACAAGCUGAGCAAGAUGUCAGUGUUCAGAAGUCAGAAUUUGCUGAGCUAAGAAAGGAAAAGAACAUGCUUAUUACAGAAUCUCAAGCCUUAAGAAUGCAAUUAAUGUCAGUGGCUGCAGAAAAAGACAAACAAAAAGAUGAAUUACAGAAACUUAGUCAUGAAGUGCUUUCAAAAGAAUCCAGGAUUUCGGGCAAUGUCUACCCUGUUAAGAUUGAAAAUGUUUCUCUGAUCGCCAAGGAAAAUACUGCAGGUAGCAGUGACUUGCAGCGAUGCCUGGAAGAACUUCAUCAAAAAGAUAUACAUUUUCAACAGUUAAACACUAAGUUAAUGCAGACAAUGGAAGAGAAGAUGGCCCUGUCUACCCAGUUGAAAGCAAUUACGCAGACUUUAAGAGACACUCAGGUGCAUUAUACUCAGCUGCAGAAUCGUUGCUACUGGCUUGAAAGCCAGUUACAUAUGCAGCCUUUACAGGAUUCCUUUGAAGGGCAAAGACAAGGAGAAUCAACAGCUGAGGUCCCCCCAGGAGCUCCACAGGAACGGGCCAGCACUGUAAGUCUUGACAUUGGUGAACUCGUAAAAAGGCUGGCUGAAACAGAACAACUGUAUGAUUCUACACAACAAGAACUGUCCCAAAUGGCGGAGAGCCUUUUAGAGGAACAAACCAGGCGACAGGCAGCAGAAGAGGCAUUAGAAUUAGUUGAACAGAGGGCUCAGAGUACUCAUUCUAGCAGCUCCAGGACUUCUCAGAGAGAGUACAGCAUUCAGCUAGAGUCAGAUGAGGAGCAUGAGGCAUUAUUAAUAGAUCCAACCGAGCAUGUUGUACUACGCAAGGUGAAGGGUGGUGCCCUCACUUUCAGAAGGUGGCUUCGUGGACGUAGUCUAUAUUGCUCUAAAAUGCUGACAUCCAGAGCAAAAUCCCGCUACUUUUUCCUGACAUACUUGUUGGCAUUGCACAUUGCUGUUUUGUUGUGUGUAACGGGCAUUCUAUAAACACUACCAAUGAAAAUAAUAACUACUUAAAUGCUAGAGUCUGAGAAGAUGGUUUUGCCAUAUUGUAUUGAGCUGCUGUUUUAAGCUAUGCACUGAUAACCUCUGUUAUGUUUAUUCAAUAUAGAACAACAGGGUGUUGUAAAAGAGAAUAAUUGUAAUGGUUUUAUGUAUAUCAGGCUAUGAAAAAUAUGUUACGUUCUCGUUAUAUAUUUCACAAUCAAAGAAAGUUUACACAAUGAUUCACUACAGAGUUACGUAAAAUGUUGUAAGAUGCUGCAGGUGUAUCAGUUUGUAAUGUUUAAUUCUUUUCAUGAAAUGUACAUAAGUUGUGCCCGGGAGAAAUGUAUGAAAGUGAAAUUAAGAACUGGAGCAGAGAAUAAAAUAUCUUGUACAGUAUAUGGGGAUUUUAUUUUUAAAAGAAAGAAUGAAUGGUAGUUUCACUGUAUUUUACAAAAGAAUGUUUUGCUGCCUUUUGAUACUGACGAGUUGUUCUGUGUGCAAUACUACAAGGUUUUGGAGAAUCGAUCACUUUCACAUAAAGAUUUGAUUUUAAUAAAGGUAUUUAAGCUAUUCAA
Polypterus senegalus (gray bichir) is the source of this 15350-nucleotide messenger RNA. RefSeq names its product golgin subfamily B member 1-like. NCBI's taxonomy places the organism in Eukaryota, Metazoa, Chordata, Cladistia, Polypteriformes, Polypteridae. Gene Ontology annotation, cellular component: Golgi apparatus. The record is from RefSeq and is a predicted model, not a curated record. Bases 145 to 14775 code for a protein of 4876 amino acids. The transcript has 31 exons.